AUGAAGGUUACGAGCAUCACGGGGGUUCAUAUCUUCACAUAUGCAACCGCUUAUUUAACCUUUUCAAGUCGAUAUUAUUUCAAUUCAACCAACAACGCAGCUGCCAGUAACUACAUUUCCACCUCGGAGUCAAUUUGGAAUUUAUCGUAUGCUCCUUAUGAUGUUAAUUGCCCAAACUAUAAUUUAGUACGAAAAGCCAAUGACACAAUAUGUGACCGUGAGGUAGAAUAUAUACGAUGUCGUAAUAUCAAAACUGAAGCACAAUUGAAAUCGUUGCUAUAUAAGAAUGAAAUACCAAAUUUUGAUAUUGAAUUAUUUUGGAAAACUAAAAAAACUCCAACGAUUAUUGCUAUAGCUGUAUCGGGUGGUGGGUAUCGAUCAAUGUUGUCGGGAGCUGGUAUAUUAACUGCUUUAGAUGAUCGAGAAGUGAGCAACUUGACUCAUGUUAGUGGAAUAUUACAAGCAUCGUCCUAUAUGUCAGGGAUAAGUGGUGGAGCAUGGUUAGUUAUGUCACAAUUUGUUAAUGAUUGGCAGAGAGUCAGUGACAUGAUACAUGGCGGAGCAAAUGGAUGGAAUUUGAAACAAAGUUUACUUGAAGGUAUGCCUGAAGUGAACGAUAAUGUACGACGAAAGAAUAAGGGGAAAGGUGCCAACAAGACCAAAGACAAAUCGGGAUUGGGGUUGAUGAAAUUGUUUAGCAAGUCAAAAAAGGAGAAGCCUUCAAGUUGGGUAACAGCAUUAUUUGAUCGAGAUAAAAACUCAACGAGAGCAACUUUAUUGAAUGAAAAAAGCGUCUUGGAGUAUCUAAAGUUUUAUAAAGAAUUAUUGGUUGAAGUGAGAGAUAAGAAGAAAGCUGGGUUUUCAGUAGGGUUGACUGAUUAUUGGGGACGAGCAUUGGCUCAUAAAUUAUUCACUACAACUGCCAGAACACCAGGAGUGACAAUGACUGCAGUAGUUAAGAAUUCAGCACUGUUUAAAAAUUUUGAUCAGCCGUUUCCCAUCAUUGGUGCCAUUGCCAAGAAUCCAAUGGAUACUGAUACAACUAGUAACGAUCCAUUACAAAAAAUGUCGAGUACGAAUAGUUCAAUUUUUGAAAUAACACCAUUUGAAUUUGGAUCUUGGGAUGGGGCAGUUAAUGCAUUUGUCGAUAUUGAAUACAUAGGACUGACAUUGGAAAAUGGUAAACCCAAAGGAGUAAAUGCAAAUGGAACAAGUGUAUGCAAAUCAGGAUUUGAUAAUGUUGGUUUCCUAACUGGCACAUCAUCAUCAUUAUUCAAUCAUAUCUUCAAAUUUAUGUUCAAUUAUUUUGCUGAAAAUCAACUGGGUAUAAUAACAUCCAUUGAGAGCAUAUUAAAAUUCUUUGGCGUUAGUAAAGUCAGCGAAUAUGAUACGUUUGGCAGUCCACAAGCACACCCUGAUCAUGCAAUAUAUUCACCUAAUCCAUUUUGGAAGUUUGGUCGUGGACAUUUCUCCAAUAGUAAAGAAUUGUAUCUUGUUGAUGGAGGUGAUGAUGGACAAAACUUGCCUUUCCAACCAUUGAUUAGGAAAAAUCGUAAAGUUGAUUUGAUCAUGGCUUACGAUAUGAGUGGGGAAGACAUGAAUUAUCCAAAAGGUUCGGUAUUGCAAGAAACUAGUAAACGAUUUGUCAAUACUGGUAGGAAUUCUACAUCGGGAUCACAAAAGAUACCAUUUUUUAAAGUGCCUAAUGGUGUGAUAUCUAGAAAAGAGGAGACACCGGUUAUCAAGUCAAUUUUCCCUAAAGUACCAACCACUGAUCAAUUAAUCCAAGAUGGGUUAAACCUACGACCCAUUUUUCUUGGGUGUGAUAUAAUUGAAGAUUUUGAAACAAUGAAUGUGAAAAGCAACAGCAGUGCAAUGGUCUACAAUGAUGAUUACUUACCACCUAUUAUAAUGUAUCAAGCAAAUUUCAACUAUACCCAUCAACUGAAUUUCUCUACAUUCAAGUUGAGUUAUAAUGAAACUGAAACUGACGCUAUUGUUGAUAAUGGGUUCCAAAUGGCUUCAUUUUAUAAUUCAUCGUUAUAUGCUGUUUGUUUAAAUUGUCUAAUAUUGAAACGAGAGUUUGAUAGAAUACGGUAUGGGAUACUGAAAAAUACGGGUGUUGUCGAAGAAGUACCUAAAUUUUGUCAAACUUGUUAUAAGAUAUACUGUUGGAGAGAGAAUAAUCUGGAAUAA
Molecule: messenger RNA, 2196 nt
Organism: Lodderomyces orthopsilosis Co 90-125
Lineage: Eukaryota; Fungi; Ascomycota; Pichiomycetes; Serinales; Debaryomycetaceae
Gene: SPO1
Product: putative carboxylic ester hydrolase
Exons: 2
Coding region: 1-2196 (731 amino acids)
Biological process (GO): glycerophospholipid catabolic process
Cellular component (GO): intracellular membrane-bounded organelle; plasma membrane; extracellular region
Molecular function (GO): A2-type glycerophospholipase activity
Source: RefSeq, a predicted model, not a curated record